UGAUUGAAUCAAGCUAAAGUGUUCAAAAAAAAGUUUCUCUGAAAGAAAAUUAUGGUGAGCUAUAAUUUUCCAUCACAAAUUCAUCUUCUAAUGAUAACGAUAUUAGUAAUCAUCACAACUCUUUUCACUCCGAUCACAACCAACACAUCAUCACUACCAUGGAAUAUCCUUUCCAAUGACAACUUCGCCCGAAAACUCACUACUGCAUCAUCCUCCGUCGAAUCAGCUGCCACUGAUUUCGGCCACAUCACCAAAAUCUUUCCCUCCGCCGUCUUAAACCCUUCCUCCGUCCAAGACAUCACCGAUCUUAUAAAACUUUCUUUCGAUUCUCAAUCUUCUUUUCCUCUAGCCGCUCGUGGCCACGGACACAGCCACCGUGGUCAAGCCGCGGCUAAUGACGGAGUCGUGGUCAACAUGCGGUCAAUGGUAAACAGGGACCGAGGCAUCAAGGUGUCUAGGACAGGUUUAUAUGCUGACGUGGACAGCGCGUGGCUAUGGAUCGAGGUGUUGAAUAAAACGUUGGAGUUAGGGCUGACGCCGGUUUCUUGGACGGAUUAUUUGCAUUUAACGGUCGGUGGAACGUUAUCUAACGGCGGUAUAAGCGGACAAACUUUUCGGUAUGGUCCACAGAUCAGUAAUGUUUUAGAGAUGGAUGUUAUUACUGGAAAAGGAGAGAUUGCAACUUGUUCCAAAGACAUGAACUCAGAUCUUUUCUAUGCCGCGUUAGGAGGUUUAGGUCAAUUCGGAAUUAUAACGAGAGCAAGAAUCAAACUCGAAUUAGCUCCGAAAAAUGCUAAAUGGUUAAGGUUUCUAUACACUGAUUUCUCUGAGUUUACAAGAGAUCAAGAACGAUUGAUAUCAGAAACGAACGGGCUACAUUUCCUGGAAGGUUCUGUUAUGUUAGACCAUGGCCCACCUGAUAACUGGCGGUCCACUUACUAUCCACCGUCCGAGCACAUGAGGAUCGUCUCAAUGGUCAAACAACAUCGUGUCAUCUACUGCCUUGAAGUCGUCAAGUAUUACGACGAAACUUCCCAACACUCAGUCAACGAGGAAAUGGAGGAGUUAAGCGACAGUUUAAACUAUGAACGAGGGUUUGUGUACGAGAAAGAUGUGACGUAUAUGGAUUUCUUAAACCGGGUUCGAACCGGAGAGCUAAAACUGAAAUCCAAAGGCCAGUGGGAUGUUCCACAUCCAUGGCUUAAUCUUUUCGUACCAAAAUCUCAGAUUUCAAGAUUCGAGUAUGGCGUUUUUAAGGGUAUUAUCCUUAGAAAUAACAUCACUACUGGUCCCCUUCUUGUUUAUCCCAUGAACCGCAACAAGUGGAAUGAUCGAAUGUCGACCGUUUUACCUGAGGAAGACGUAUUUUAUGCUGUCGGGUUUUUACGAUCGGCGAGUUUUGACAAUUGGGAUGAUUAUGAAAAAGAAAACAUGGAAGUAUUAAAGUUUUGCGAGGAUGCUAAUAUGAGGGUCAUACAAUAUCUUCCUUACUAUGCAUCACAAGAAGGAUGGGUUGGACAUUUUGGUACGAGGUGGAAUAUUUUUCUCGAAAGAAAAUAUAGAUAUGAUCCUAGAAUGAUAUUGUCCCCUGGACAAAAUAUAUUUCCAUAAAUAAACUUGUGUUAGCUGUGAUAGUUAGUUAAGUGAUUCAAUGUCCACAUCUGUAGCUUUUUCCACCAGAAUAUGAUUCUACUAAAUCCCGUUUCUCUGCGUUGUAAGACCCUCUAUGGCAAAUAU
This is a messenger RNA of Brassica oleracea var. oleracea, 1737 nucleotides long. Its product is annotated as cytokinin dehydrogenase 3. The record is from RefSeq and is a predicted model, not a curated record. Gene Ontology annotation, molecular function: cytokinin dehydrogenase activity; FAD binding. Bases 52 to 1611 code for a protein of 519 amino acids. The transcript has 5 exons. NCBI's taxonomy places the organism in Eukaryota, Viridiplantae, Streptophyta, Magnoliopsida, Brassicales, Brassicaceae. Gene Ontology annotation, biological process: cytokinin metabolic process.